This is a messenger RNA of Caenorhabditis auriculariae, 5373 nucleotides long. The record is from the annotation of a GenBank genome assembly. Lineage: Eukaryota; Metazoa; Nematoda; Chromadorea; Rhabditida; Rhabditidae.
AUGCGCCGCCACAAAAGCUACCUGUUGUUGUUGGCGAUCGCCGCCUUCUCCUUAUUUUAUUUCUACUCGGGGAAGUGAGUGGAUUUUUUUGAAUAGCAAGAAAAAAUGAAAAAUACUUUCGAAAUGUCUUUCUCCUAAAUUUAAGUAAGGGAGCCUAGCCAUCUGGAAAUUUUCUGUCAAUUUUCUCAAAAGAGCUUCGAUGAUUCUUAGAGUCUGUCCCCAUGUCAAAUUAUCGCUCAAGCUCCGCCCUCAAUGAUGCGAUAAACCAAUCAGAAAGCAAACCAUCUACAGAGCCUUUUUGAAUGACGUCAUUUUUCCUGAUACGCAAAUUUGAGGAAUAUCGAUUUUUGACCCCAUUCUGCUUGAAACGGGAAUUUUGAAAAUUCAUUGCACAGAAAGCGAUUCGACUCCCAAUCGAUUAAAUAUUGUUCAAAAAAUCCAGAUUUCUGAGAAAAAUUGCUUCCGAUGUUAGAGGCGGUUAUCUUACAUGAACAACUAAGCAUGUCCGGAAGGAAAUGGACUUUAAAAAAAUUUGAAAAAGUAAGGUAAAAAAAUAAGUUGGAACCCCAUAGAGGUAAUAUUUACAGAAAGAAAAAGUAAAUGUUCACUUCAGGAGGUUUAGCUGACUUUAAUUUAUAAAAAGCUCGGGACUUCAAAAAUUGGUCUCAUGAAUAGCUUCUAUAUACUUUUCGACCUCUUUAUUUUUUUUUUCCAGAUCCGAAACGAAACCCCAGACGAUCUACAGCGCAGCCUUGUUACCGGUUAAGCCAUCAUUAAAUUAUGACCAAAAUUCGCCGUAUAUUUUCAUUGGUUUGUUGAAUUUUACUAUUUUUUUCAUCAUUUGGAGACUUCGGAUGUUGUUUUUAGUGUCAAGUUUACAUAGAAGUUACUUCAAAAGUACUUUUAUAUUUAUUUAAAUUUUUUUUUGUGAAUCUCGAUCGUUUAAUAGUUCCUACUGUCGAUUAUUGUAGGGAAACUGUUUUUAAAAAAAAUAAUUUCUGAUGGUUGGAAGAAAUUUUGGGGCCGCGAAUAUUCGUGAGCGUGUUAUGUGCAUACACCAAUCGUGGGUGCUCGAAUCUUUGAAAAACGAUUUUAGGGAAUAAAAAAAGCACUUUUCAGAGGGGGUUAGCCGCACCCCGGGGUGGGAUCCAGCCGAAGUAAAUCUUCAUCAAUUCUGUUUACGAAAAAAAUUUGAAAAAUUCAUAAACAAUCGAAAAAAAUAGGGAAAUAUUUCCAAGAUUGGUGUAUGCACAAUUCACGCUCACGAAUAUUCGCAGACCAAAAAUUUCUUUUACUAUCUUCUUCUUCUCUGUCAACAAAUAUUUCCCGAUUCAAGGAGGCGUACCUCGAUCUGGAACGACGUUGAUGAGGGCCAUGCUCGACGCCCAUCCCGACGUCCGUUGUGGGGAGGAAACUCGAGUCAUUCCCCGGGUCCUCGGCCUGAGAUCACAGUGGAGAAAGAGCGAAAAGGUUUCAAAAAAAUAAUGAAAGUUAAAAUUUACUGACGAUUAUAUUGGGACAAUUAGUAAAUGUCUUCGAAAAAAUCAAUAACCAUUUUGACAAUAGUUUUGUUCUAAAUUCGUUUCUCGAUAUAUAAAUUCCUUAAAAAGGCUCUUUUUUUAUGGCUCAGAAGUCCAUAGAACAGAAAAUUCAAUGGAUUUUCUCCAAACUCUCAUCUCAAAAAUCCCACUUUUCGUCAUUGUUCCGCUUCUUUCAUUUAAAAAAAAACGUCUUAUCUCUAAGUCUUCAUUUUCAUUAUUUUUUUUGGCUAAUUUUUGUUCUAAAUCAGAUAUUUCGAUAUUAAAAAUAUCUUGUGAGGGUUAUUUUUUCUGGCUAGAAGGCUUUAAAAACAGAAAAUUAAACGAAAUUUGUCCAAUUUGACAUGUCAAAAUACUAAUUUUCAUCUUUUUUCUUGCUAGUUUUGUUCAAAUUUGGAGUUUCUCGAUAUUCAAAAACCUAAUAAGGCUUGUUUUUCAUGUCUCAGAAGGCCAUAGAAAAGUAAAAUUUCACGAAAUUCGUCUGAAUUCUCAUCUCAAAUUUUCAAUUUUAUUCAUUUUUCCUCUAAUUUUGUUUCAAAAUAGCUUUUCUCGGAGUAAAAAAAUACCUUAUAAGGCUUAUUUUUUUUCUUGGCUUCGAGGCCAAAGAACAGGAAAAAUCCACCGAAAUUCUUUCAAAAAUCGCAUGUCAAAGGUUUAAUUUUUUGAUACUUAUUUUCGCUCGUUUAGUUAUAAGUAAGAUGUUUUUUUAAUAUUCGAAUACCUUCUGAGGCUCAUUUUUUUCCUGGCUAAAAGGUCAUAUGACAGAGAAAUAAACAAAAUUUAUUCAAAGCCUUAUCUUAAAUUCUCAAUAUUUUAUUCAUUUUUCUCACUAGUUUUGUUCAAAUUUAAAGUUUCUCAAUAUUCAAAUACCUUCUAAAGCUCAUUUUUCCUGGCCUAAAGGCCAUAGAAGAUAAAAAUGGACGAAAUUUCUCUAAACUCUCAUCUCAAAUUUUCAAUUUUAAUCAUUUUUCUCACUGAUUUUGUUCUAAAAACGUGUUUCGAUGAUAGGAUACCUGUUAAGGAUAAUCUCAUAUAUGAAUAUUCCAAUUUUUUAAAGGAAUGGAACCGAUUACAACAAGCCGGCGUCACCAAUGAAGUUAUCAACAGCGCAGUCAGCUCUUUUAUCAUGCAGGUAUCGAAACGAAUCGAAGAAAAUAAUGAAUUUUAGUUCAUAAAUUUCGUUAUGAUUGUUAAAAAUUGGAUGGAAGAAAGUUUGACUACAAAAAGAAAGCUUUACACUCCAAGAGAAUCGAUAAGUUGCCAAAAAAGUGACGCACUAAAAAUUCAUGUUUCUCUUUGAGCUCAUACUUUUAUCACAGCAACUACACAAGCCUCUGAAACUUUUAGUUCAGGUCUUGACAGGCUCCGCCCCUUUUAAGGAUUACUGUAGCCAAAAAAAAUCCAACUUUUUUCUCCGUGGUGCCUCGGAGAACGUUUUUUAAAAAGAAUUAUAUAGAAAAAAGGGUUCUGAUGUAUCUUUAAAAUAUAUUUUCUUCAUUUUUUCAAUAAAAAACCCAAAAAAUGAUAUUUUCCAGAUAAUGGUAGGCCACGGGGAGCCGGCCAAUCGGCUCUGCAACAAGGAUCCUUUCACGAUGAAAUCAGCCGAUUAUCUGGCCGAAUUAUUUCCCAAAGCCAAAUUUCUGAUGAUGGUUCGCGAUGGACGGGCUACCGUCAAUAGUAUCAUUUCCAGAAAAGUUGGUGGUUGGAAGGGAAUCUGAAGUGGUCACUUAAGGGGUGUAUUUGGAAGUUCAUGUUGGCCGUUUUUGCGGUGGAAAAAUCAAUGAAAUCAAAAAUUAUGUGUUUUCUGUUGAAGGUGGCCUUGAAAUAGCUUAGAGGUCGAGUAGCCACUUAAAGGAUGAAAUCAAAGUGAUCCUUUAAGAGGUCAUAAUUUUUCUAAUCGAGAAAAUCAAUGGAUUCGUCUGGAGUUUUCUUUUUUUGUAUGUUCUCAUUGAACCCCUUGGAUGCUUUUUGAGGAAUCCUCACAUCCUCACGGCGUUCCCAAAUGGGGUGGAAAAACGUCAAUUUGGCGCGAAAUUUGAAAUCUCAAGUACGCAGCCAAAGGCGAUCGAACAAACAAGUUAUUAACGUUUGAUACUCGGUGUAGUUAUGACGUCAUUUUAUCCGGCGCGCGCACUUACUUUUUUUUGUAAAUUCAGAAACUUGACGCAUCGCUCACCCCAUUAUAGUCUGUUCAGAUUUAAAAUGCCAAGUCCUCGCUGAAGCUCCGCCCCCUAAUGGCGCGAUAAACCAAUCAGAGAGCGAGCCAUCCACAGAGUGUUUUUGAAUGACGUCAUUGCACUUGACAUUCAAAAUCUGAACAGACUAUAGGAAUGCCGUGUUCUCUUAAGUGAUCACUUCAGAAAUCCCCGAAUUCCCUCAUAAAUCAUGUCAAUUUUGAGUUUGAAGGUGACAAUCACUGGCUUUGACCUGAACGAUUACCGACAAUGUAUGCAAAAAUGGAACACAGCGAUUGAGACAAUGAUAACUCAGUGCGAUUUGGUCGGUAGCCGCUGUAUGAAGGUAAGUUCAAUUGAAAAAAAAAUUGAGACGGCUGCGAAAACUUUUAGUGCCCACUUUAGGGUUUUGGCCUUUCAGGUCUACUACGAACAACUAGUCCUUCAUCCAGAAGCUCAGAUGCGGCGAAUUUUGGAAUUCCUCGACUUACCGUUCAACGAAUCGGUUCUCAAACAUGAAGAGCUCAUCGGCAAGGAUAUUUCUUUGUCGAAAGUCGAGAGGAGUUCCGAUCAGGUAUGUAUCAUUUUUAUCAUUCUUACCAUCCAUCGUUUGAAAACUUUAAACUGUUGCUUGAAAACCCAAAAAUAUGAGUUUGAACCAUUUUUCAUCGUUUUUUCUAGGUCUAACGUCAAAGGAACUCAUUGAAAAUUGAGAAAUUAUUUUUCUUAAGGCUUUUGAUAUUGGUAAAAGACGUCCACACUUUGAAAACUUUGAAAAAAUCAGCCUCAAAAUGUUUCUAAGUACACAGAGGUCACAGAAAAACUGCAUGAACAGCUCAAAAUUUCGAAAAAUCAGCCUCGAAAAUUUCAUACUAACACUGAGGUCUCAUACAAUAUGAAUGAAAAGUUCAAAAUUCCGAAAAAUCAGCCUCAAAAUUUUUCUGAGUACACAGAGGUCACAUAGAAUCUGAAUGUAAAGCUCAAAAUUUCGAAAAAUCAGCCUCGACAUUCUUGUAAGUACACAGAGAUCACACAGAAUUUGAAAAAAAGCCAAAAAAUUCCCUCUUUAGGUUGUCAAGCCGGUGAAUUUGGAUGCUCUAACGAAAUGGGUCGGCAAAAUCCCGGAAGACGUCGUCAAAGACAUGGCUGAUAUCGCGCCGAUGCUCGCCAAACUUGGUUAUGAUCCUAACGCUAAUCCGCCAAAUUAUGGUAGGAAAUCGCUGUUUUUCAAGCUUCUGGACCGCAUAGAAAAAAAAAUGGGACUAAAAAAAUUGAGGAAUUUUGAGCCGCUUAAAAUCGAACUUUUUUAGCUCAUGUUCGCUCCAUGGAUAAUUUUCGGUUUUUGUUUGUUUUCAAGAUGAGAAUGAUCGAAAAAAUGGAAUGGAGCUUCAAGAAAAAAGGUUAAGAUCUAAUUAAUAUAUUCAGAAUUGAAAUUUUGUACCUGAGGGGUCGCAAAAAAUUUAAAGCCAUAACUAUUUUUCGAGCUUUUCUCGAUUAGUUUUCAUAUAAAAAGUCACAAUCUUCAUAAUUUUCCAGGAAAACCCGACGAAAUCGUACGGAAAAAGACAGAAGACGUGCACAAAAAUGGCGAGACUUGGUACAAAAAAGCCGUGGAAGUCGUAAAUGACCCGGAUCGGGUCGAUAAGCCCAUUGGGCCUUGA